AUGGCGGGUGUCUACAACAGCGCCAUAUUGACAGUCAUGGCCGGCUCUGGAUCUGACAGCCACACCGGCCUUCUCAAUCCUCGCUCCUGGGUACCAAAUUCCGUGUCCAUCCCUUAUACUGACGAACACGGAACCAAAAGCUUCAGCAUUUACAUCAGCAAUCUCAGUAGCUACCUCGAUGAAAUCCAGAAGGGACCACUGUACAGCCGUGCUUGGGUUCUUCAAGAACGGCUGCUCUCUAAGCGCGAGCUGAUUUUCGGAAAGCAGCAACUAUACUGGAACUGUAGCGGCCGCGUGCAGCACGAGACAGGUAUUUUGAACAAACUCACAUUUCUACCUUACUACGGCACAGGGUCGGAGUACCAAAUGUUCGCGAAUCCGCAAAUCCAAACGCCCGAGCCCGCAAACCACCUCUGGGUGUGGCAAAAACUUGUCAGCGACUACUCAAUCUGCUCCCUGACUUACGAGAGCGAUAAACUUCCUUCACUGAGCGGACUCGCACAAAUUUACGCCCAGAGAACAGGCAAGACAUACGCAGCAGGAAUGUGGCUCGAAGAAAUGCCCUCUUCCCUCUUAUGGUGGAACCUCACUCCAGCGCCGCAGCUCGCUCAGAGUACCCAAGCAGAGCAGAACUGCAUCCCAUCAUGGUCAUGGGCCUCCACGCAAGCAAAACGCGACACGGUGCGGUUCUUAAACGACCAUAACUUCGAGCUGGAAGUCCUUCGCGCCAAGGUCAAUCUAGCAAGCACUGAUCCUUACGGUAGAGUCUCUCCAGGUUGUCAACUUUUCGUCAAGGGGAGACUUCGCGCUGCUCGCCUUGUGAAAGGGUCUGCUAUUGACUACCGCCGCUUCUGUACGUUCGAUGUUCAGGAUGACCAACUAUACCAGACUCGUUUUGAUUUGGAAAGUGUAGAUGGGUGCUACUUAGGUUCAGCGCUUCUAGAUUAUGAUAGAGAUGAAUCUCCUUUGGCUGUUUACUGUCUGGAGGUUGCCCCAUCGGUUAACGGGAUUUAUUAUUUGGUACUGGAGCAGGUUGGAGACAUUGAUGAGUUUCGGAGGCUGGGAAUUGGAAAUUACUAUGAUUCCGGCAAUAAAGUGAAAGAAGAAGUGUUCUCUGGUGUCGAGAAGACGAGGAUCGUUCUUAUUUGA
Molecule: messenger RNA, 1149 nt
Organism: Cadophora gregata
Lineage: Eukaryota; Fungi; Ascomycota; Leotiomycetes; Helotiales; Ploettnerulaceae
Exons: 1
Coding region: 1-1149 (382 amino acids)
Source: RefSeq, a predicted model, not a curated record